CCACUCUCUGUCCUUCAAUCCCUGCGCAUCUCCCAGAGCCCUAUCGAUGUCGACCAACUCCAGAACUCGUGCCCAGCGGUGUGUGGAAGCCCGGUGGAAGAGACUUCUUGGUUGCAAGGAUGAAGCGAUCUCUCUGGAAUCUGCCCUCCGUAUGGGCUUCUAUGCGACGAAGUUGGACUUGGAACAUCCCUCCAGUGAUUUCUUCGAACCGUUGACAGAUGAAUACAUGCAGAAUUACCCCGUCCUGACGGAGACGGUUGCUGCGAUGGAGAGCAAACAGCCCGAGAUGUACAAGGUUGAGGAAUAUAACCCUGAGACCGCCGAGGCCGCGAAAGUGUCCGAGUCCGUCCUUGACCGCAUCGCCUGGUCGACGUCUUCCCGGGUCCAGCAAAUUACGUUGGUCCUGAAAAACCUCAUUUACCAUCUCCCGCGGGAGAAUACGCCCCAGGGAACAGGUCCUUCGUUGGCGAAUUUUUCCAUUUGGUGCCAGGCCUGUCGUCCCGUGCCCUUGUCAGACGCCUUCUACAUCAACGACCCUCCUCUCACAGACAGAGCUGCCAAGAUACGCCUAUUAUUCGAAGUGGAGACUUAUGUCUAUCCACACAUAAUCAUGCUCGUCGAGCAUUAUACCCCCGAGCCCGUGACUGAUCAUAUUCUUCUGCGUCACGAGCUCGCUUUCCUGAUCCGCGCAAUGGAGAUCCGUCUAGACGAGGGGUGCUUCCCGAAAGAUCAGCCCCAGCCAGUCCUCAUGGUAUCGUUGGUAGGGCCGCAGCAUGGGCGGAUAAUCCAAGCGCACAUUGACGGGACGCCCAGGAUGGUGGUGGCAUAUAGCCGUCUCUAUAGCUUCGAGAAGAAUGAGGGUGCGCCGUUCGACCUGUUCUGCCGUUGGCUGUUGGCGAACCCGGUGGGGGUGGAGCCGGCUCAGGCGAAGGAGAAGUAGUGCCGGUACUUUCGUCAAAUCAGAUCAAAUCAAAUCAAGUUCUUUGAAUAGUAG
Aspergillus heteromorphus CBS 117.55 is the source of this 994-nucleotide messenger RNA. RefSeq lists its product as uncharacterized. The coding region runs from base 47 to 940 and encodes 297 amino acids. The transcript has 3 exons. Lineage: Eukaryota; Fungi; Ascomycota; Eurotiomycetes; Eurotiales; Aspergillaceae. The record is from RefSeq and is a predicted model, not a curated record.